This is a messenger RNA of Porites lobata, 9790 nucleotides long. The record is from the annotation of a GenBank genome assembly. Lineage: Eukaryota; Metazoa; Cnidaria; Anthozoa; Scleractinia; Poritidae.
AUGAAGAAGUCUCACUACAGUUGCGGAGAAUUUUUAAGUAUCUCCAUAGUGUUAGCAAUUUUAAGCCUGAGAACAGGUCAGGGCAAGCUCCAGGACUGUCCACCUUGUACGUGUAGUAUUCAUGAUCCUGCGACUCAAGGUGUAGCGGCAUUUUGUCAAUACAAAAGUGGGCAGAAGUUGUCAAAAAUCCCGAUGAAUUUUCCAUCAGGUCUCAUUGUUUUACGAAUGACUUCGCAACAAGUCCAUAAGUUAGACACAACUUCCCUGAAAAAUUACUCCAAUCUAGAGAUGUUUUAUUUGGAUGCAAAUAAUCUCGAAACGAUACAAGCGGGAGCGUUCUCCAAGCAGCAACGUCUAAUUUUUCUUGACCUCAAAGGGAAUAAGCUUGACAACAUCAGUGCAGAAACGUUUCGAGGACUAGGGUCUUUAACAAGCCUCCGGUUGGACCACAACAAGCUUCAGAAGAUUUAUCGAGGAGGUUUCUCCUUCAUGCCAAUGAUAAAGUACAUAGACCUUAGUUUCAACGAAAUAGGCGACUUAGAGGAAGGUGCUUUUGAUAGGUUGGAUCACUUGAAAACUCUUUUAUUGAACGGAAAUAAACUAAAAAGAAUACAUAGCGGCACUUUGGGGAACCUGAUGUCUCUAACGCGACUUGAGCUGGCUUCGAAUCAGAUCCAAGCAAUCGAUGAAGGUGUUUUCAGCUGUUCGCCCCUUGUGAAGACACUUGUUCUCAAGGCUAACAAGUUACAUGGAAUUCCCAAAGAAAUUUUUUUGGAUCUACAGUUUUUAGAUCACCUUGAUAUGAGCCAAAAUCCAGUAUAUUAUAUUGAGUCGGAUGCUUUAAUCGGCCUACGAAGUUUACAGACGAUAAAAUUAAACGACUGCAACAUUUCCGGGAUUCAAAACAACACUUUCUCUCCGCUUGAAAACAUCAUCACUAUUCACCUUGAAAACAACCCACUGAAAUGCGACUGUCAUUUGAGCUGGAUCCUUAGCUGGUUGUCAAGAAAGCCAGAAGGUACGCUAAAAGGAGCUGUUUGUCGAACCCCACUUAACAUUUCAGGUCAAAACUUGUUAUCAGCCAACUUGAGGUCAUUUGUUUGCACUUGCGCAGACUGCAACAAAGAAGUCGCUUGCAGCGUACCACCGGCCAAUUGUUCCUGUACCCAAAACCUAACGGGACUAUCAUGUAAUGAUAUCUGUCAAUCACAUAACGAACCAGUGACUUGGUGCAGAAAACAAGAUGGAAACUGCUCUUGCAAGAGUAGUGCUGUUCCCCAGGAAACGGGCAAGACUUCAAACUGCUCGUUUGACGUAACUUCAGAAAAAUGCAGCGAGCAUGGUGAAGUAGCGAAAAAAGGAGCUCAUUUAGAGUGUGUCUGUCAAACAGGAUUCACUGGAAACGGAAUCAUCUGCGAAGACAUCAACGAAUGCAAUAAAACUCGAAAAGCAUGUUUUUUUGAACAUGAGGUGUGUAUCAAUACAUUGGGCUCAUAUCGCUGCGAAUGUAGUCGAGGUUUUAGGUACAUGAUGGUACCUGGAAGCAUAAGUGCCUGUGAAGAUAUAGAUGAGUGCAAGGAAAAUAAACCGUGUGAUCUUCACGCCAAAUGCCAUAACAUUAAAGGUGAGUAUAGUAAUACCAGCGAUCAACUGGUAGGCCUGUCCCGAAUGUGCUCGCCGGCAACUUUUGCGGUUGGGUGCAACUUUAAUUGCGGUUCUAGCAACCACGUGCAAAUUUGCGCUUUCUGGGCAAUUUCUGAGCAAAAUAUAGGUUUAGUGCACAUAUCAAGCACGAAACAGUUAAUGAUUUCACAGAAAGCUGCAAGUUAUGCGAAUUUCUUGAGUGUUUAUCAACCUAUUAUGGAAAAAAUAACGUCCUAGAAUUUACAAUUGUUGCCGUAUGAAUAUAUAGCUAAGCGGUAUAAUGUUGUUCAAGGCUCUCAUGGCGAGCAAAUGGACUACUUGUUUUUUCACCCAUAUUUGAUUUUUGGCACUGAAUAUUAGCAACUAUUUGCAUGGCAUUCCAGUAAGCAACUUUCCCGCAUUUUACGAGCACAGUCGAUCGGGACAGGCCUAUCAACUGGAAUUACAAACUCCCCUUCUCUCCCAUUCCAUCCUCUCUCGACCCACCCCCCUUCCCCUGCCACAUCUUCGGGAAUUCUUAUUUCUAUGUCACUGUGUAUAUGAUAGCGAGCGACGGGUAUGGGAAUUUUAUCGUCCGUUACAAACAUUCAUAGAAGUUUCUAAAGCUUUCCUAGUUUUUUUCGUCACAUAUUUAAUACACAUUUGUGGCCUGAUUUUUCGCUAACUGUAUCCUCCAAAGGUCUGUGACACAAAUCGAUAGGAACAAGCAAUCGCAGAAUGUACCCCUGAUUUGGUCCUUAAGGAGUAAGAUAUAGAAUAACUGAUAGGUUACCCCAACGGUAAGGAGUUUUAAAUCUCAACACGAGGUGAAGAUAAAAAAUAGAGGAGGGCAUGUUGAUGAGCAUUACAUUAAGCUAGUGAGAGAAUGAAUUAGAUAACAAUUGUUAACGCGGAUGUUGUCCUACAGUAUCAUCAAUCAUUUUUACCAAUUAAGGACAAAUCCCUUAAAGAGUUUUCAAUGGCUUUCCUCAGUUUUUAAGUUGAUGAAUACACUUUGCUGGUUUGACUGUUCGAUGAUAAUCCUCCAAAGGUCUGUGAAAAAUCUGGGAAUUGUCGGCCUCAAACUUGGUCCUUAAUUAAACGGACCGCACGAUAUCCGUAGUGCCGGACAUGGAACGGAAUAAUUUUUUAACGUUAUCUUCGGGUUAGACAGACGCUUAAGCGUGUCGGGAGAGGAUUAACAAGACAUAAAAAAUAAAUGAUUACUCAGUCCGCAAGUCGAGUCAUUCAUAUCCAACAAAACUAAUUCAGAAAAACAGAAAGUCGACAAAACUCUGAAGUUUCACAUUAUUAUUUGUUGCACAGUUUCUUGUAGAUUUUGUAAAAGUAUUAUACAGAGUUAAUAUUUUGUCUGCAGUAAAAAGAGUGUCCAGCACCGCUGCGGCACAUAGUUAAAGAUGAUAUUGAGAAAAUCAUGAAACGAUGAAAGAUUAAGGCAAUCUCUUAGGAAAAGAGGUUCCGUUUGAUUGUCCACGAAAGAUUCAUAAAACAAAUGGUUUUCAGGUCACCAAUCAAACGCAAUUAAAAAUCUGGUUGAACUUGUUUUUUAGAGGCAAAGUAAGAUUUUUUCUAAACAAUAACAACAAUGAAAGGAACUCUUUUGCCUCUAUCGUGUUGACUUGUGACUUGUCAAAUCCCAGAAAUUUCAUAAUCUGCGAAAGAAAACUGGGGAAAGAAAUAACAACACUGACAAGAAAUAACAAGAAAUAAUAACGACGCUAAGUCAAAUAGACUGCUUUAACAUUCAUUUCCUUAAAUUGCCUUCAAGGCAAGUUAUUCGUCUCCCGUGUUAUUUCGUAGUUUAUAUCAAUCAGUUUUCUGUUUAUUGAAGGAGUCGACAGCUAGUCGAAGUGACAGCACGUCAAAGAUUUUUGAAAUGAAGAAAUUUAAAUUUGCUUGGACAAGGCUCAAAAAGCUCUGUUGAACGCCCCUAACAAUAUAACUUUCAACUUAGCAACGAUAGAAAAAAGGUGUUCUUUUGUGACAAUGCAGUUAAUUUGACAACCCCUCCCACAGGAAAUUUCAAUCUGAAAAGAAAUAUUAUUCUCAAACACAGUGCUUUUAUUGAAUGCUAGCUUAUUCUCUCUUGUUGAAUGUUAAUUUGCGUUCGAAAAGGCCGAAUGACAUCAUUCAACGUAGCCUGCAGUAUUUCUUAAAAGCCUCAUUGACCUCCGCUUAACUUAUAUUAUUGAAAUAUAUGAAUUUUUGGUUAACAUUUGGAGGAGAAAAAUGUUACAAAUACAUCAUCAAAAUUUUUUAUCAAGCUUUAACAGAGCGGUCGAGAAAGAAAACGGGAUGAAUUAAAAUUGGGUUGAUAAAGAUUUUUCAAAACAUAAUCUAAUCCUUAAUAUGCAUCACGCAACUCACGAAUCAACUGAAAGCUUUUUUCAAAUAUUUCCUCGAUUACGCCUUACCUAUCAUGUGAACUAAACAUCCUACUAAGUUUGUUUAGAUAACAUGUCUUUGACGCAUUUUGCUGAUGUAAUACAUGAUUGAGAAACUUCAGUUGAGGAAAUUUGAAAUCACGUAUCCUGAAUGACAUAUGAAUUUUGGUUAUAUACUUUGAAACUGAAGAUAGUGAAAUGCAGUUUUAAUGUUUUUAGCCUCACAGCAUUGGCGGCUGGAAGUAUUUCUCCUGCAAAAUAUAAUUAUAAUCACUCUUUGAUUCUCUAAAAUGACUCCGGCGACGAUAGUUCCGCUACUUAGUGGAAGCUGAGAGCUUCUCAUAUGGCUGCACAAAUUUAAAACGAACGAUCACAUGAAACUCUCUAUAAAACGAUCUUUGAUUCAUUGUUACCGUACAGUAAAUCCUGUAAUCAACGUGCGGGCGUUUAAUUGAUACUUAGAAGAUAAAAGGAAAAAACGGGGCAGCUUACUCUAACAGGCGGCCAUCUUCCUUUAUAUGAUAUACCGAGGGAAGGGAUGCCGGGGUUUAUAGUGGUGUGGGAGCGAGGGAUGGGUGAUGGGCACCCAACGUCAAUUUUCGGAAGACGAUUUGAGAUUUAGAAUUUUGGGAACAUUUGUUGUAAAAUCUCUUGCUUGCCUGCCUCUCCUAGGAUUUUUGAACAUCUAAAAAUGGUAUAAUUGCCCAUUUUUGAUGGAUUUUUACCCUGAAAAGGUCACCUAGAAUUUUCGGGAGCUUUUUUUCUGGCUGAAAUUUUCGAAAAGGUAAGCUUUGAUCCCUAUAAUUUUUUUGAUCACCAGACUUUUAGCUGGUAAAUCCGAACAGUUGAAAAAGUUUUAGGGGAUAAAAAUAUGCCUAUAUCUACCGAUUAAAUACUAAAAUACGUCUAACAAUGCUGUAUAUAAGUGGUUUUUAAUUAUAUUCUCGUUGGGUGCCCCUGAUGGGUCAAAGUAAGAUCGCGGGAAAGUGCCAACUUAUCACUCCACUGACCUAUCGCUGAGAAUUAACUGCUCAAAACGUUGGGUUAAGAAUAAAGUGUUGGGUGUUUUCUCGGCUCCUUCUUGAACCAGCUUCCUGAUCCUGGAAAGUGUCGGUAACUUUGAGGUCCCGGGAAGCUGUUUUAUGUUUGACGAGUUUGCAUUGAAGAUAAAAGUUUCAAUAGUUUUGAAAACGACACAAUGAAACUAUCAGUUAAGCAAAACUGACUGGUUUGUGAGCUAGUUAUGUGCUACAGUCGGUAAACAGCCUAAUCCUCCCCGUAACGGAAGAAUGGAUUAAAGAGUCUACGCACGGAGGAAGACGCUCAAUAAAUUUUUGUUCAACAAAAUGGAACUUUUUAAAAAUACUUCCUGUUGAUAUGAGUCUGAAUGGGAGGGGGUGGGGGAUGGGGGUCCACAUUUCGGUUGUCGGCUAACAUUUCGUUAAUUUGCACUUCUUUCUAAAUGCAAAUAUCGAUAAUACCGGUUCCUGUCGGUGGUCUGUCACGUUUUUCCUGUCGGUAGUCUAUGAUUAACGCUGCCGUUAGAAUCGAAACAAGAAGCUGUCCUCCUACACUCGGAUUCCUGUGUAGUCUGAUGUGUGAAAAUGUGUAAAAAAAAAAAUGUUAGAAAAAUAAAAGGUUUUCCUCGCUAUAUCUUUGGCGUUAUUUUAAAAGAUGUAUGAAAGCUCUUUUUUUAAAAUCAUUACAGGCUCGUUCACAUGCACGUGCCUUGCUGGUUACAGCGGAGACGGAAAAACUUGUCUUCCGUUACCCGACAAACCGAUGGACAUCAAAGUAACGGCGAUAAACCCAAACGAAGUGACGGUGACUUGGUAUGUGGCUAAUGAUACCAUUAUAAGGUAUUUUACAGUGGAGUAUAAGUGGUUUGACAAAGAAUGGCAGUUUGUUAAGAUACAACCUAACAGAACGCAGGCACAUCUGAAAGAUUUGGAUUCAGAUUCAAGUUACCUGGUGCGCAUAGGUAAGUCAUGUGACUAUGGGAAGCAAACACGUGCAACUUGUUUUCUACAUUGCUGCAAUUCAAGUUGAAUAGCGAUGCUGCGCGUUUUACCAUGCACCCACGAAUCAAACCUGGCUUACAACAAAUCAGGUUGUUGUGAAUAUUGACUUCUGACUGGCUUAAGUUACGCGGGAGUCAUGCCAUACAUGGGAGUUACGUCACUUACAUUGCGCCGGUAAAACGCGCAACAUGCAUAUGUACAAAUUUUGUUGCAAAAACUAGAACUACUCUCGGUUUCUUUCUAUUCGCUGACUUAAAUGUUCGUUCAAUCCUGUAACCUGCUGAUGGUUAUUAGGGAGCUUAGGCAAAGACGACGGCGACGUCAACGAGAACGGCAAAAAAGCAAAACAACAACUUUGCACGUGCAUCACGCUUUUUUGAAUAUUUCUUAGCUGUCGUUGCGAGACUAUAACGUGAAAGUGCCUAAUGUCACGCUUUGUCGAAAACGUGAACAAAAGACAACAACUUUCUUUUUCUUUUCCUGAACUUUGAUACAGUCCUUUAGGACUCAACUCCAAAAACAUAUUUCAACAUUUGACGAAUUAAACGAGAUGGAAUAAGCGCGAUAAAGUUUGAGGCAGCGCGAAUCCACUUUUUAAGUGACGUUUUCGUAGCUGUCACCGUCAUCCCCAUUCAAAUUUCCGCUCAAUCCCGUAAUCCCGAUUCAAAUUUUCGUCCAGUCCCGUGAUCCCGAUGGAUAUUUUGGGAAUCCCUCAUCCAAUGCAUACUUUUAAUCACGAAUCUUGAAAAUUUUAAAAUCCAGACAAAUCCGAGAGAAAAUAAAGUAUUUAGUUUAAAAAGAUGACAGUUUUGUGUUUUCACUGAAGCAUGCCCCAAAAGUACUAUCUCUAAUUCAGUGGGUAUAAUUUAGACUCUUUCAAUUCUACCUUUUGGAUUCUCAGUGGUUUUAAUCCAUUGUUCCAAGCUUACAGGCAUGCAUGCCUAAGCUGGAAGGGUUCAACGAGUCUUUAAGUUAUAUGCUACUUAACUUUUGCGUCUUUUCACAGGUGCCUUUUCCAUCUACAACACAAGUAUCUACAGUGACGAGAAAUUAUUCAAGACUCCCGCCAUAGAUCCUGGUACAACAGUAAGCGCGACAGACAAUCCACAAAACUCGACUACUAUUGUUGUAGCGCUCGUAGUGAGCAUUGCUGUGUUGGCAAUCAUAGCUGGCGUACUUUACUUUUUGAUGAAGAGAAGAAAGACUCAGAAAAAAAGACAUGCUCAUCCCCAGUUUCCUGGACUCGAGGAUCUGAUUGAGAUGAGAUCGCGGACUCACAGUGGGGGGCCUGAGACGAGAGGAAACCGAGAUCUAAUGGAAAUCGGUAGAGCGACUCUUUUUAUACAUUUGAGCUUCGUCAACUCAAAUUUCUUGCAAGAAAAUAAUUUCCAGAUUUGCUUACACCUGUCUUAGUGAUCAGCUUUUUGGUUCUCCAUAAAAUAUCGAGUAAAACCAAAAGAAGCGGAAAAAAUCCCUGGGGGAAUCCCAUAUGAAAGUGGUGCGGAUGCUCGUUGUCUCGCUUAGGGGUGUAAAUUUCGGAUUUUGGUCCUCACUUAGGGUGUUCUGGGCAAAACGUCAUUAUAUUUAACCGUAAAGGUCUCUUUCAGGGUUGCACGCGAAGAAAUAUAAAAAAUUGUAUCUUUUCAAUUCGUUUUAUUUACUCGAUUCAUGUAAUCAAAGCUUAAAAUGGUCUCUUUUGGGGGUGAAGGAAAGGUUGGGUCACGCCCAGAUUGGUCUCCUUUAGGGGUCUAAUUCAAAAUUUCCGACGAGCAUCCCGGCCCCUUUCAUAUGGGAGCCCCCCCUCCCCCCGGGGAAAAAUAAGUUUAUGAUAUAUGAGGAUCAGGAAGGCAGGGAAUUCUCGGGAUCCGAGAUUUUUUACCGAAAUUUAGAGCGGGAUUCGGGAAAACGCAAAAUUUCUAGACGGUAUACGGGAUUUGACCACUUCUCUGAAAGCGGGAUUCGCCAAAUCUUUGCACGGGAUGCGAUAUUGGGAUAUCAGGAUGCGGGCUUCUCUUGAGCAGGAGCGUGAAUGCGGCGUGAUCCGCACCCCACUUCCAGACCAUGAUAGUAGUUGCCUUGAUUGUACCACCCUCAAUUUUCAUUUUAAUGAAUCAUCAUUAACGUCUCUUUUCCUUGCAGGAAGCGGUUUGCAGUCGUUUACUAGCUGCACUGCUGAUAGCAAAGAUGAAUGGGAAAUUCCACGUGAUGUUCUCAUUAUUGGUCACAAAAUUGGUGAAGGACAGUUUGGUCUGGUAUUGGAAGGCACGCUCAUGACUGGUAAGUAUGGGGAGGAGGUUAGACGCCAAGAAACGCUCUUGUAAAAGAGGGAGAGGUGUGUAUGGGUGUAUGAGAGAGAGAAUGGGCGCUGCAGAUUGGUGCGUAGCCGCGCCACCUACAAUUAGAUUCAGAUUCGAAACUGACAAUUGGUUGAAAGUUCUUACUUAGUACACUGGAAUUUUUUCUUGCGGUCAACGGUAGAAAAAGAGUCUAUCUAUUUCUUCUUCUCUUCAUUCACUCAUUCAGCGGCGUUAGUCAAUUACCUUCUAGAUAGACCAGUUUCAAUAUAUUAAAAUUGAUACUUGGCUCCGAGGCCUAGGAGAAUAAAACAAAAGAAAUGAAUUAUUCACUGCUUAGCCUCAACGUGACUUCUUUUGUUUUUAUUCCUCUACGGCUUCGAAGCCAAGUAUGAAUUUCGAUGCAUCGAAAUUGCUCUGCUCAUGUGUUUGUUACCAUAGCUUUCGUUCAUUCAUCAGUUUCAUUAAUUCAUUCAUCCACCCAUUCAUUUACAAUAUCUUUUUAAAAGCUGGUGUACUGUAUUCAGUGAUCUUCGGUUUGAAGCAACAAAGCAAAAUAUUUGAAACAAACGGACGUUUUUUAUUUGUUGCAGAGGAGGGUCCGCUGAAGGUUGCCGUGAAAACUAUCAAAGAAAAUGCAGAUCGUUUCGACAUCAAAGAUCUUUUGCAGGAAAUGGAAAUGAUGAAAGAGAUUGGUCAGCAUCCACAUAUUGUCAGCCUGGUGGGCACGUGCACCACACCAGGACCGCUGUACAUCAUUACCGAGUACGUGUCAGGCGGCAAUUUACUUGAUUAUCUCAGGGCCAGUAGGCCAGACGAUGAGACCUACGUCAACGUCACUUCCACGCUCAGCUCCCGUGACCUGCUGAAGAUUGCGCUGGACUGUGCACGGGGAAUGAGUCACAUCGCCAAUAAAAAAUUCGUCCAUCGAGAUCUUGCUGCUAGAAAUAUUCUUCUUACUGAAGAACACGAGGCUAAAGUUGCUGAUUUUGGGUUGGCGCGCGAUAUUUACGGCGAUGGACAAUACGUGAAAACCGGUGGAGGAAGACUGCCUAUCAAAUGGAUGGCUCCAGAAUCUAUUCAGGAUCAAGUGUAUACUACCAUGUCUGAUGUCUGGUCAUUCGGGGUUCUCCUAUGGGAAAUCGUCACCAUCGGGGGCUCUCCAUAUCCAUGUGUCCCGGUAAAUCUUCUCUUAACGAAGCUCCUGUGUGGAUAUCGUAUGUCUAAACCAGCGCACUGUUCCGAAGAGCUUUAUAACUUGAUGAUGUCGUGCUGGGACAUGAAUCCCGAGGCCAGGCCGAACUUUUCCGAACUGUGCCACAUACUUUCAGAGAUGCUGUCGGAAUCGGCGAGGUCCUACGUGAACGUCACUGUAAGUGACGAAAGAUUUCAUGGACAUGUGGAGGAAAGCUCUGGUAAUGCGCAUGAGCAGACAACCUCAGUUUAG